AUGCCUCCAUUUUGGCCGAACGGGGACUCCCCUGACUUUCCAGCGGCGGCCGUCGCCGGAAUCUAUGCCCGAGAUGCGAGAAACAAGGACACCACUGGAACCUUAGCUUCCAUCGGCACUAAUACCCACAACCUCUUCCGACGAACCGACUCCGAUGAUUCUACCAAGCCAAAAUAUGGCCAGGGCACGAUCGACCCGCACAGCAUCAAGAUGCAAGGCCUGAUGGCCCUAUUUGCCAUCAUUGGACUGGCGUUUGCCGUAGGGGGAAUCUGGUUCUUCUUCUGGGCCAAGAAUGGCGGGUUCGUCUGGCGCAAGGGCGACUGGGAUGACUACAAGUCCACUGUUCUGCGACGAAAAGGACCUGACGGAAAGACUCUCAGUAACGCUACAGCCAGUACCGACCUCGGCGGCGGAAGUGUCGUUGGCAAGGGAUACAACGACGACGGAUACACGUACACAGAAGGAUCAUAUACCGACACAGCGACGACUAUUACAGAGAAGUCACGAGGCAAGAGGUUCAGAGAAUCCGCCAAAGAGAAGCUCCUCCGACGCAACAGGCAUGAACAGUGGGAAGGCGCAGAUGAUGCCGACGUGCGUGCCUACCGAGAAGAGAAGCCCGCUCGCAUUGGCGGCAUGAACCGGGAAGCCGAUGGAACCUACAACGGCAGCGACUACGACACCUCCGCCCCGCCUACCUCCUACCAGCAGAGUGAAAUGAGCCAAUCUCACGAUUUCGCCUACGAGCAGCCACGCCAUACCCGUCGCGAUCCCUCCGGCUUCUCUUUCACCCAAGGCAGCGAGGAUGUUAUCAGUCAAGUAACCGAAGAGCCUCGUGUCCGCGACCCGUCUACCCGCCGUCACAACCGCCGUCGUGAGCGUCGCAGCGAGGUUGCCCCAUCUGGUCCACCUCCUGCGCCUUCAUCUCGUACUAGCAGCCCCCGCAAGCACCGCGAACGCCGCUCCGUGGCCCAGGGCCAUUUCACAGAGCCCCUGGAUUUCUCGUCUGCGGGCUCCCGCUCCGAGUACCAAUAUUCCAACGUUGACACCGAGGAUUCCGGUACCAAGAGCUACAAGCAUCCAAUUCCGGGCUUGACGAAGGGUUACCGCCGUGAUGGACGGAGCCGUCGUCGCGAUAGUCUGAGUGAUAGUGAGGGCGAGACACAAUACUCGUGA
Messenger RNA from Penicillium robsamsonii, 1173 nucleotides. RefSeq lists its product as uncharacterized. The record is from RefSeq and is a predicted model, not a curated record. Bases 1 to 1173 code for a protein of 390 amino acids. NCBI's taxonomy places the organism in Eukaryota, Fungi, Ascomycota, Eurotiomycetes, Eurotiales, Aspergillaceae. The transcript has a single exon.